Molecule: messenger RNA, 882 nt
Organism: Dendrobium catenatum
Lineage: Eukaryota; Viridiplantae; Streptophyta; Magnoliopsida; Asparagales; Orchidaceae
Product: aquaporin NIP1-1-like
Exons: 6
Coding region: 1-882 (293 amino acids)
Biological process (GO): transmembrane transport
Cellular component (GO): membrane
Molecular function (GO): channel activity
Source: RefSeq, a predicted model, not a curated record
AUGGCUAAAUCACAUGAAAGCAAGCAGAGCUAUUUAUUAACAGUUCAGAAGCUGGUGGCUGAGUUAGUUGGAACAUACAUGCUUAUAUUAUUUGGAUCUGGAUCAGAAUUCAUACAAGCACAGAAACCAAAUCAAGAUCUUUCACUAGCAGGCGUGGCUCUCUCCUGGGCUAUUGCAGUGACAGCCAUAGUAUAUUCCAUUGGUCAUAUAUCUGGUUCUCACAUCAACCCAGCCUCAAGCAUUGCCUUGGCUUUUAUUGGCAAAUUUCCAUGGAAGCUGGUUCCAGCUUAUGCGUUGGCUCAGCUGAUAGGAGCUAUGUUGGCUGGUUUGACGCUUCGGCUGCUCUUUGGAGGAAACCAGGCGUAUUUGUUGUUAACACUGCCUGUUGGAGAAAAUCCAGCUAGUGAUAUAAAUGUGAUGGCGUGGGAGAUAAUAAUCACUUUCAUCUUCUUGUUUGUUAUAUGUUGUUCUGUAUUGCACCCUGGAGCUGCUAAGGGCUUCGGAGGAGUGGCCAUAGGAGCAGUAGUCUUUGUAAACGUGAUCAUUGCAGGGCCAAUAACUGGGUGUUCUAUGAACCCUGCGAGGAGCGUUGGGGCAGCAAUCGUAGCUCACAAUUUCCACAAGCUUUGGAUCUAUAUAAUAUCACCGAUUAUAGGAGCUGUUGGUGGAUGCGUGCUGUAUUAUUUCCUUCAGAUUUCUACAAAGGCAAGCACUGAAGAUUUGCCAGUAGCUGAAUCUCGUCGUAUUGAAACUACACUUGGUCAUCCAAAUCCAGCCUACUCAGGGGUCGAUGAUGUGCAGUCUUCAUCCUCCACCUGGAUGGCGAAUUCUGCAACAUAUUUACAUUUGAUGGCAAUUUUGGCAACCAGGGGCUGUUUAUAA